This is a messenger RNA of Ilex paraguariensis (yerba mate), 1241 nucleotides long. The record is from the annotation of a GenBank genome assembly. NCBI's taxonomy places the organism in Eukaryota, Viridiplantae, Streptophyta, Magnoliopsida, Aquifoliales, Aquifoliaceae.
AUGGUGCACCUUUUUGCUGCAUUGCCUGCAAUAGAGAGGGAAAAGAUUGAAGUGAAAAGUGUUCAUAAUUGUCGAAGCUCACCAUUACUGUGCCAUCCACCUGUACAGGCAGAGGUUGAGGGGCAAAAGAUCACUUGGUUAACUCCUCAUGCAUCACAGCAAGUAUUGCCUGAAGAUGUUGACUUCAAAAUCAUGCUGACUUUCUUGGAAUUUUAUGAGACUCUCCUUGCAUUCAUCAAUUUUAGACUUUAUCAUUCAAUAAAUGUGAAAUAUCCACCCAUUCUUGAUCCUCGGCUGGAAGCUUUAGCAGCAGAUCUUUAUGCUUUGUCAAGAUACUUUGAUGCCAGUUCUAAAGGCCCCACGGUGGGAUCACAGGCGGAUAGUUCAUGUGGAUAUGAGCAAGUUGAGGACAAGCAAGCAAGUGCAAAGCUUGAUGAGUCUGAACUUAGACUGGCCCAACCUCAGCAUCAACUUCCCUUCAAUGAACCUGGUGCUUUGAUGCACCUCGUUGAAGAUGCUGCAGGCAAGGAUGAAGAUGAUGAAGAAACGGGGGAAUACAUUGUCCCUCAUUUUAACGUUAAUUGGGUUCCCAGAGAUUCAUUGCUUUUUGUCAUUCCUGCUUUUGGCGGUGUGGUUUCUUGGGAGGGAGAAGGAGCUCCACUUGAGGAAUCUGACCAGAGCAUUACUCAUCAGGUUGUUGACAAGCCAACGCAGGGCCGCAGGUUUCUUUCCAGAGAAUAUGUUCAGCCACAUUCAAGCACGUGUUAUAAUUUUCUUGAGGUACUUAUAGUGAUUUCUGGUUUGUGGGUCUCCAAGUUCUUUGAUGCCAGCAAUGGUUCCUCCGCCACAUUUAUCGCGUUUGUUGACAAUGAGGCAGAAGGCUAUGUUCCUGAGUAUGCAGAGACCAUCAAACAGCUGCAGGCUGCUGCAAGAAAAAAGUUCUUCCAAUACCAGGUGUGGGAAAAGAAGAUUUGGAUGAUCCUCAGAAUGUAUUGGUCGAAGGUAUUAUCAGCCGGGCUGAAGCUAUUGAAGCUGCCGAGAAAAAGGGGAACGUAUAGUCUCCCAUUGGAUCUUAAUUAGCUGUAAUAUGGAUGGUGAUGGUGAAACAGAGCUGGAUCAUGCAACCCUGCCACUUCAUUGGCACAAAAACUUGUAUUGUCAUUGUUAGAAUGGUUAUGUAGAUAGUUAUAUGGAUUCACUAAAAAUAUAAGCAUAAAGACCUGAAAGAAGAACCAGUUAUU